Molecule: messenger RNA, 3283 nt
Organism: Pseudogymnoascus destructans
Lineage: Eukaryota; Fungi; Ascomycota; Leotiomycetes; Thelebolales; Thelebolaceae
Exons: 2
Coding region: 376-3072 (898 amino acids)
Biological process (GO): protein dephosphorylation
Molecular function (GO): protein tyrosine phosphatase activity
Source: RefSeq, a predicted model, not a curated record
CACUAGUGCAGCCGCACAACCUCCCACCUGCAUGUCCAAUCCAUCGCGCUCUUCACUCCAUCAAGUUUUACAAGUAUCUUAUUGCCUCCCUCCCAUUUAUCCAUUACAAAUCGCCAUUCGAGGCGUUUAAUCCCCCGACGCACAACCUCCAUCACUCUAUUAUUUCCCCGACACAUCGUAACGUAUUUCUGGCCCCUACUUGCCUUUCACUGGGGGCCAUCUACGGCACUGAUUGUAACGGCGGCAAGAAAUACGAGGGGGCCUGCGGUCAGCGCCGAAUCCUAAUGCAACACGCUCCUGAAAGCCCGAUCCUUCGUCGCUCGCAAAUUUAUCGAGACUAUCGAAUAUUCGAACUUUGGCAAUAACACGAAAACCAUGAAGGCGGCGGCACGACCGCCCCCGCGGUCGACUCGGUCCCAUUCUCAUAGACCGAAGACCCCCUCGUCAGCCGGAGGCAGUCCGUUGACCCAGGCUAUCAGAGCACCUUCAUCAGCGGCACCACCUACAAUACCUGCGUCUUUCUCUCCGAUACGCACGCCAGGGGGCAAAGAACAGGCGCGGCCCUCAAGCCCAAAUUAUUUUGGGCUUGUCGUUGAUCCUGGCAACAAUACAAGAGAUUCCGGCAGUGGCCCCAAAGAUAAUCGCAGCCCAACUGCUUCUUCGGUACAAUGUUAUAUCGAGCAAACGCCCAGGAAUAUUUCAAUAGAAAACCGUGCAAAUUUUGACGCUUUCCGGAAACAGAGCGAAGCCAACCAGUCGUUCAGCUUGGGCCAUGGCAACCUAUCCCAUUUUGCCUCGGCGCCUGUCCUCCCAGCUCAUGCCCAUGGAUACAAGAGUGCAGCUGGCCACGACAGGAAUACCGAGGCGAAAAGGACGAACAGCGCAGUCACUACCAUCAGUAAUUCGUGGUUGUCACCCGCGCGUCACUCCAACACCUUUCCGACUGAGGCAUCGCCAAUUCUUGGCCUCCCAAUGCAGGAGUUGCCUAUGACUGCGGAGUUAUCUCAACCGCUAGCACCGGUUCGAGAACAUAUGCUCUCUCAACUAGGUGAUAGGCACCCGCGGUUGUCUCUACCUGAUGAUAGACCCAGCCCGUCCACGCCACAUACAAGCCAACAAACCGAUAUCCCGCGGGCGGAGACGCUACCGCCAGUGUUACAAGAUGGCCCUUCAUUUAUUUCUGCUCCCGACCUAAGGGACUUUUUGAAAACCCAGAGUUCUUUAGAUUACUUACUUUUAGACCUUCGAGUUGCCCCACAGUAUUCUCAAUCAAGGAUUCGCAACGCCCUCAAUCUUUGCAUUCCCACAACAUUAUUGAAGAGGCCGUCGUUCAAUUUGGCGAAGCUCACCGAUACAUUCAAGGUUCCGGAGGAGAAGGCUCAGUUCUCAAGGUGGAGUGAAUGCAGGUAUAUUAUCGUUUACGAUUCUCACUCUGCAGAGAAGAAAGACGCAGUUGCACCUCUGAACACCAUCAAGAAGUUCACAAAUGAAGGUUGGAAUGGGAAGGCAUAUAUACUAAAGGGUGGAUACAAGGCAUUUUCUGCAAUCCAGAGCGACGCCAUUGACCAGAAGCCAACGAACGAUACUCAAAAUGCGACGAAUCUUUCGUUGGGCUCCCUAUUUCCUAACGCUGCUGAUGUCGCUGGCGGCUGCGCAAUGCCCCAGACGAAAAGUGUCGCAAACCCUUUUUUCAGCAACAUUCGACAGAACAUGGACCUCGUUGGUGGCGUGGGUCAAAUCGAUAUCAGGCGUCCGGACGAUGCAGAUCAAUUGGCCGAUGACUUCCUCCCUACGUGGCUGCGAAGCGCUACUGACAAGGAAGACCACGGCAAGACAGUGUCAGAUAAGUUCUUACAUAUAGAACAAAUCGAGCAAUCUAGAAUGCAAAACGCCUUGUCGUCUCGAGUUUCUUAUGGAACGCCCACAGCCAGAUCUGACAAUGACGUUCAAAUCGCCGGAUUUGAAAAAGGGGGGAAAAACCGAUACAACAACAUCUGGCCUUUCGAGCAUUCCCGAGUCAGACUACAAGGGAGAGCUGAAGGCGUCUGCGAUUAUGUAAAUGCGACUCAUAUCAAGCCUUUAUGGAGCAAUAAGCGAUAUAUUGCAUCCCAGGGUCCUCUACCUGCUACCUUUGAGGAUUUCUGGAGCGUUAUCUGGGAUCAAGAUGUACGAGUUAUUGUCAUGCUGACAGCAGAAUCAGAGGGCGGGCAAGUUAAGUGCCAUCCGUAUUGGUCUGCUCAAGAAUAUGGCAGAUUCAAAAUAACCUCGUCAGCCGAGAAGAGGGUCCCUCUAGAACCCAUUAAGCAUUUCCGACCUAUAAGGAAGGAGUCCUUUGGGAGGCGCCGUGCGAACACUGUGGUCGAAUCAGCAAUCCCAGAGGCCAGCCCUGGUGACAAUCCAGAUGUCGUUGUUCGAACCAUUACACUGUCCUGUUCGACACAACCCCACGCGCCCGCCAGGCAGAUCAUGCAGCUACAGUAUAGUUCUUGGCCAGAUUUCGGGACCACAGCCCGGCCCAGCCAGCUUCUCGGAAUAAUCGAGCUGUCUAACUCGCUGCAACAUGGGGCAUUACCACCAGCCGUCGCGUCGCAAAUAAACUUGGAGGAACCAGAGCCAGACCAGUCUUUGCCACCGAUCCUAGUUCACUGUAGCGCAGGAUGUGGUCGGACUGGGACAUUCUGCACCGUGGAUUCGGUCAUCGACAUACUCAAACGUCAACGAAAAGAGAAUCUAAGUGGCGUCACGCCGAUGGAUAUCUCGACCGAGGAGGAAACAGACUAUUUAACAACAAAACACGCAUCCAAGGAUAUGGAGAACGAUUGGCUCUUCAAUCCAAACAUAGACCUUAUAGAGCGCACUGUAGCCGACCUUCGAAAGCAGCGAAUCAGCAUGGUUCAGAGCUUACGGCAGUAUGUCCUUUGCUACGAGGCUGUUCUGGAGUGGAUUGUUCAGCAGUAUCAGGCACCGAAGAGGGAACGAAGCGGGAGCGAAUCAUUGGCAUCGGAUGACAGACGGGGUUGGAUUUGCAUGUGCGGGACGGUUGGGGGGCACUACGACAUAGAUGAUUUGUGAAUAUGCAUCCUUCUCUUGGUUUGAUUCAUUGGAGGCGUGUUUUGGACAAGUGGUAUCACUUUGGAUAUCCUUGCCGCUGGUUGGCAUCGCGAUGGCGUCAGGCAUUGCUAAUGAACUUAAUGUGUUGGGCGAUUGAUUUGCAUGGGUAGCAGGCGGGGAAUGAUUAGACUGGAAAGCAUAGGCAAAUUGGAAUAGAGAUACAUUUGUCUAA